This is a messenger RNA of Morchella sextelata, 579 nucleotides long. RefSeq lists its product as uncharacterized. The record is from RefSeq and is a predicted model, not a curated record. The transcript is spliced from 3 exons. Gene Ontology annotation, biological process: 7-methylguanosine cap hypermethylation; 7-methylguanosine RNA capping. Gene Ontology annotation, molecular function: RNA cap trimethylguanosine synthase activity. Gene Ontology annotation, cellular component: nucleus. NCBI's taxonomy places the organism in Eukaryota, Fungi, Ascomycota, Pezizomycetes, Pezizales, Morchellaceae. The coding region runs from base 1 to 579 and encodes 192 amino acids.
AUGCCACAACGCCAUAAGCCGAGCGAAGAUUUUCUGUUAGAAGACAUCUCGCGUACUGGUAGUGAAACCAAUUCUUCACGGCCCCAUGAUGUUCCUUUUUACACGGAAGAAAAUCCGCCCUCAGGUGCAAUUCUAAGUUAUUGGAGACAACGACAGAAGCUCUUCACCAGAUAUAAUGAAGGCGUCUGGAUGACUCAUGAUGCCUGGUACGAGGUUACUCCAGAAAAAGUUGCCGAGAAGAUUGCCCAACACAUUUUCGGAUCUGGAGCAGAGACUGUGAUUGACGCCUUCUGCGGUGUGGGUGGCAAUACAAUACAGUUUGCCCUUUCGACGUCGUGUAAGCGUGUCAUUGCGAUAGACAAAAACCCGACUGCUAUACUAUGUGCAAAGCACAAUGCGCAAAUAUAUGGAGUAUCAGAAAAGAUUGAAUUCAUUGUAGGAGAUUUCUUCGAACUCAUCAGUACCCGAGGCUCAGAAUUGAAAUCCGAUGCAGUCUUUUUAUCUCCGCCUUGGGGGGGGCCAACAUACAGGAACGAUGAGAUCUUCGAUCUUGAUACUAUGGAGCCGUACACCGGGUAG